Messenger RNA from Naegleria lovaniensis, 458 nucleotides. RefSeq lists its product as uncharacterized. Gene Ontology annotation, molecular function: protein binding. NCBI's taxonomy places the organism in Eukaryota, Heterolobosea, Eutetramitea, Acrasida, Naegleriidae. The annotation marks the transcript as partial. The record is from RefSeq and is a predicted model, not a curated record. The transcript has a single exon.
AUGACCUCAUCGUCAUCACACAACGAUCAUGACACAGAAAAUUCUCUUCUCAAGAAUAACAACAGUAAUAGCACGGAACAAGAAAGUAUGGAUCUUGUAUCUCAUCGGAAUCAUCAAGAAAUUCAAUCUUCAAGAUGCUUUAGUCUAAUGGAAGAAAUUCCUUCCGAAAUAUGGCUUGAUCAUAUUUUUACAUUUUUAGAAGGACGAAUAUUAUUGAGCACAUGUGUAUUGGUUUCAAAACAAUGGAGAGAGUACGUGAAACAAACCAAAUGUUCAUUAUUGAAUUUAUCGACUCGGGCCGAUACUUCUUCCAAAAGAAAAUUGAUAUUUUCAAAAUUACAGCUAGAGAAGAUUGAAUCUUUGGAUUUAUCUUUUAAUGGCUUGACGAUGACAGGAAUUAUGCAUUGGGCACAAUUUGGACAGAAAUUUUCAGAAUUGACCUCCUUGAAUUUAAAUUU